ACGGCGCAGAGUAAAACCCUAAAUUCCUUACAUCACCCUGCCCAAUCUCGCUAUAAAAAUCGAACUCUUCAUUGCCUUCGGCCUUUCUGCACCGUCUGUCCGAUUCGUCAAGAUUUAGGCGGCGAGAGAGAUCCUUUGCAACUUUCAUUCUGAGCUUUUGUUAUAAAAUGGGUAAGGAGAAGGUUCACAUCAACAUUGUGGUCAUUGGCCAUGUCGAUUCUGGAAAGUCAACCACUACUGGGCACUUGAUCUACAAGCUUGGAGGUAUUGACAAGCGUGUCAUUGAGAGGUUUGAGAAGGAGGCUGCUGAGAUGAACAAGAGGUCAUUCAAGUAUGCCUGGGUGCUUGACAAGCUCAAGGCUGAGCGUGAGCGUGGUAUCACCAUUGAUAUUGCCCUAUGGAAGUUUGAGACCACCAAGUACUACUGCACUGUCAUUGAUGCUCCUGGUCAUCGUGACUUUAUCAAGAACAUGAUCACUGGCACCUCACAGGCUGACUGUGCUGUCCUUAUCAUUGACUCCACCACUGGUGGUUUUGAAGCCGGUAUUUCAAAGGACGGUCAGACUCGUGAGCAUGCGUUGCUUGCUUUUACCCUUGGUGUCAAGCAGAUGAUUUGCUGCUGUAACAAGAUGGAUGCCACGACCCCGAAGUACUCCAAGGCAAGGUAUGAUGAAAUCGUGAAGGAAGUGUCUUCCUACCUCAAGAAGGUUGGAUACAACCCUGAGAAGAUCCCCUUUGUCCCCAUCUCUGGCUUUGAGGGUGACAACAUGAUUGAGAGGUCUACCAACCUCGACUGGUACAAGGGACCAACCCUGCUUGAGGCUCUUGAUCAAAUCAAUGAGCCCAAGAGGCCCUCAGACAAGCCUCUCCGUCUGCCACUUCAGGAUGUGUACAAGAUCGGUGGUAUUGGAACUGUUCCUGUGGGUCGUGUGGAAACUGGUGUCCUCAAGCCCGGUAUGGUUGUUACAUUUGGCCCAUCUGGACUGACCACUGAAGUUAAGUCUGUUGAGAUGCACCACGAAGCUCUCCAGGAGGCUCUUCCUGGAGACAAUGUUGGUUUCAAUGUAAAGAAUGUUGCUGUCAAGGAUCUCAAGCGUGGUUUCGUUGCAUCUAACUCCAAGGAUGAUCCUGCGAAGGAGGCUGCUAACUUCACCUCUCAGGUCAUCAUCAUGAACCACCCUGGCCAGAUUGGUAAUGGAUAUGCCCCAGUGCUUGACUGCCACACUUCUCACAUUGCUGUCAAGUUUGCUGAGAUAUUGACCAAGAUUGACAGACGAUCUGGCAAGGAGCUUGAGAAGGAGCCCAAGUUCUUGAAAAAUGGUGAUGCUGGAUUUGUUAAGAUGAUUCCCACCAAGCCCAUGGUUGUUGAAACUUUCUCGGGGUACCCACCCCUUGGUCGUUUUGCUGUUAGGGACAUGCGACAGACAGUUGCUGUUGGUGUCAUUAAAAGUGUUGACAAGAAAGACCCGACAGGUGCCAAGGUCACCAAGUCUGCUGUCAAGAAGAAGUGAGGUGUUUUGGAGGUCUACCGUAGCUAGGCUUAUUUUCUGUGAUGUUUGAUUUCUUAUUUAUGUGGACGCUGAACAGCUUUUAUAUGCAUCCAUUACAAUACCGCUAAAGUUGAGCAGUUGGUCAUUAUCUGGGCGCUCCGCUGGCAGUGAUGGAAUGUUAGUCGGGUUUUUCCUGUUUCUUGAUUCGUUUCUAUUGCUUUAAAAUGAGUUAGUCAUCAAAUCCCCCAUGUGAAAACCUUAUGGAUUCAAUUGAAUAGUUAAUGUUAUGC
Messenger RNA from Mangifera indica (mango), 1780 nucleotides. RefSeq names its product elongation factor 1-alpha-like. Lineage: Eukaryota; Viridiplantae; Streptophyta; Magnoliopsida; Sapindales; Anacardiaceae. Bases 168 to 1511 code for a protein of 447 amino acids. The record is from RefSeq and is a predicted model, not a curated record. The transcript has 3 exons. Gene Ontology annotation, molecular function: translation elongation factor activity; GTPase activity; GTP binding. Gene Ontology annotation, biological process: translation; translational elongation.